Messenger RNA from Lathyrus sativus (Indian pea), 948 nucleotides. NCBI's taxonomy places the organism in Eukaryota, Viridiplantae, Streptophyta, Magnoliopsida, Fabales, Fabaceae. The record is from the annotation of a GenBank genome assembly.
AUGUUACGGCAUCGACGCUUAACGGUGAUAAUUUCAAGUUCUGUAAAACCUGGUGAUUUACCAAUAGCCAAUGAAGUAAAAGCAGGGUAUGAUUCAAGCAGGUUGAGUGAGUCCAGUGAAAUGGCAAGUGACGGUGGUUCCAACAAGCAUGCUGAUAAAGGACCAAAGAAGAAAAAAGGGAAAGCCACUGGAAAUACAUUAGCAAAUCAACCUGAAAGUGGUGCUAAUAACCAAGAGCAUACUUCUACCAAAUCUAAGAAAAGCCAGCAAAGGGGUAAGGAUACAUCUUCACAAACAUCAGAUUCAAAGCAAGGUUCUAGGAAAGAAUCACUUAAAAUGAAAGAGGAUAAUCUCAGUAAUCCCUCAGAAGAAUGGAUCAUGGAGAAGAUUACAGCCUUGAUUCCUGAUUUUGAAGAAGAAGGUAUUGAUGAUCCUGAAACGAUUCAUAGGAAGGUAUUGUUUAAAGACAAUGCAGAAAGAAUGAAACAAUUGCUUGAUAAUUUUCAGAAAAAACUUGAUGAGUCUUUCUUAAACAUGCGUUUGUAUGAAAAAGCCUUAGAAUUGUUUGAAGAUGAUCAAUCAACUUCUGUUGUUUUGCAUAGGCAUUUACUAAGGACAGUAGCAGCUCCUAUGGUUGACAUGCUUCUUCAUGACUUGGAUGAGCACAACAAAUUAAAGAACGGAGUAGAAGUGCAGGAAUCUCCAAAUUCUGAGUCUAUUUCGUUUAGUCCUGGAGAUAGAGCUGCAAUUUCCAAGAGUUUUCCAGGAGCUCUUGCAAAUAAGGCUCUUGCUGUUGUAGAAGCAUUGGAAGGAAAGAGGGUGGAAACAUUCAUGUCAUCAUUCAGAGCUGUGACAGAAGAGAGUGGGCUGCCUUUGGAAAAGCUUGACAAGAAACUAGAAAGAACACUUCUAAAUUCAUAUCGUAAAUUACAAAUUGAUGUCACCUGA